Messenger RNA from Pseudophryne corroboree (corroboree frog), 1305 nucleotides. RefSeq lists its product as uncharacterized. The transcript has a single exon. Gene Ontology annotation, molecular function: glycosyltransferase activity. Gene Ontology annotation, cellular component: cytoplasm. Bases 1 to 1305 code for a protein of 434 amino acids. NCBI's taxonomy places the organism in Eukaryota, Metazoa, Chordata, Amphibia, Anura, Myobatrachidae. The record is from RefSeq and is a predicted model, not a curated record.
AUGGCCAGAAUCUCAAGGAAGAACCUAAUGUAUGUGUCUGUCUUACUGACUGUCACCUUUAUCCUGGGAUUUUUAAAUACUGACCCUUUGUACCCUCCGUUGGAUCACUGGAGACCUCCGUGUACCUGCUGUGAUCGUAGACUGACCACUGAUACUAUUACACCACUGCGAGACAACCGGACAUUUAUCAUAGCUCCAUAUUUUGAACAUCGAAUACACAAUAAACGCGCAGUCCGUAUCCUCAGCAUUAUCCACCAUAAAGAGGUAAAGGAGCUAUACUGCUGGUUUUGUUGUACCGUAAAGAAAUCUGUGGAGGUUUCCAAGGCCCAGAUAGACAUACUCAGUAAUCGGUUCGGUUUUCCCUACGGCGCAACAAACCUGAUCUGUAUGGAACCACCAGGCUGCCAUGCCAAGUACCUAUCUGUCCAUACGUCUCCUACAGGAAACAUGACACAAUUACCCCUGUUCCGAAUACAAAAUCAGGACAUGAGACCAUUUUCCACCAACUUCACGGUCUGCAUUUCCACCAUGUUUGGGAAUUACAGUAACGUCUUACAGUUCAUACAGACCAUGGAGAUGUACCGGAUACUGGGGGCUCCACAGGUCAUGAUCUACCUUAAUAACUGCAGCCCACAGGUGGGAAAAGUCAUUCAGUACUACAUUGCGGAAGGUAUUGUAGAGGUGAUACCAUGGCCAAUUGACAAAUACCUGAGACCGGCUCGAGCAUGGCACUAUUCUAUGGAAGCCAAGGAUAUUGGGUAUUAUGGUCAAGUGACAACACUCAAUGACUGCAUCUAUCGGAACAUGUACCGGAGUAAGUUUGUUCUGCUUAUUGAUCUUGAUGAAAUAAUUCUGCCAAUCAAACACCAGACAUGGGACAGCCUGAUGGAAAGUCUCCAGCAGCAGAACCCGGGAGUUGGGGUUUUCCUUUUUGAAAGUCACAAUUUUCCACAAACCAUCACCACUGACGGAAACUUCUCCAACAUUUCAUCUUGGAAGAGUUUACCGGGAUCCAAUAUACUGCAGUAUGUUCACCGUGAGGCAAACAGAUCGUACGAUUUCAAUCCUUGGAAAAUGAUUGUGGAUCCGAGGAAGGUCAUUCAAACAUGUGUACACAAUGUUAUAAGAUCUACAGGAGGUUCUAAAAAAGUCUCGGUGAAGACAGCCCUGCUUUACCAUUGUAGAGAGUCUCGUAAGAACUUACCUAAGAUUACUUUAAUUGAAGAUAGAACUAUCUGGAGAUAUAAUGCGUCAUUGAUUAGAAAUGUUAAUAAGGUUCUGAGCCAAGUAGACUUACAGAAAUAA